This is a messenger RNA of Arachis stenosperma, 2480 nucleotides long. RefSeq names its product dof zinc finger protein DOF1.4-like. Gene Ontology annotation, biological process: regulation of DNA-templated transcription. Gene Ontology annotation, molecular function: DNA binding; DNA-binding transcription factor activity. The transcript has a single exon. The coding region runs from base 731 to 1690 and encodes 319 amino acids. The record is from RefSeq and is a predicted model, not a curated record. Lineage: Eukaryota; Viridiplantae; Streptophyta; Magnoliopsida; Fabales; Fabaceae.
UUUUUAAGAAUAUAUUUUAUGAUCUCAAUUUUUAAUUUCCUCUAAUGAAAAAUCCCAAAAACCUAGGCUAUGGACCGUUGUUUGCCAACUUUGUAGUUUGCAUUGGUUGCUUGGUGGUCAAGUCUAUGUGUGUAGCUUGGCCAUAUAUCUACGUUGAUUAUUUCACAAUUAGAGAGCACUAUCAACGGCCAAAAACAUUCCACGUGUCAAGCACCCACCUUGAACUUCAUGGUUAAGUUUCUGUUGUCUAUAAUACUCUCCUUGUGGAAAUUAAAAGUGAUAUCCCAAGGUGUAUAGUAGUUGUUACUUGUUACUAUCACUAAUCACAACCACUACUACCUUCACCACCACGCUCAACUUCAGCAAGAGAUUCUUCAAUUCACUCCUUUGUAUUUAUAUAUCUAUAUCUAUACAUAGUUAUAAUUAUUGGUCCUUUUACAGAUAGAUAAUAAAGGUCAUUAGAUAUAGACAGCAGAAGAUAAAAGAUCAUGCUCACUUCUUCUCAAUUUCCAAGGACUUUCCUUAUUCCAUUAAACAAAUCUUUAUUAGAAAACGCGGUUUGUGCUAUAAGCAUCAGCACCAAUCUCAUACUGUUACUCUUGCUAUCCUUCAGAUUCAUCCCUCUUCUAGCGCCUAGAUCAAAGGGCUGAUAGCUAUUCAUCAUCAUCAAAAUCUUGCACCUUUUUUCUGCUUUAAUUAUAUAUCUUAUUGGAUUGUGUUAUUUUUUGUUAUGGGUUUGAGUUCCAAGCAGGUUUCAAGGAGUAGUAGUGGACUUGAUUGGAACCAAGCCUUAUUGGAAUCACAGAACUUGGAGCUUCCAAUUCCAAAGCCUCAUCAUAUCAUGAAGAAACAACAACAGAAUCAAUCAUCUUCAUCAUCAUCAGAGCCAAUGAAGUGUCCAAGAUGUGAAUCUACCAACACAAAGUUCUGUUACUACAACAAUUACAACAAGUCUCAGCCUCGCUAUUUAUGUAGAACUUGCAAGAGGCACUGGACCAAAGGUGGAACUUUGCGCAAUGUUCCAGUUGGUGGUGGAAGAAAGAACAAAAGGGUCAAAAAAUCAACCGCAACAGCAACCGCCACAGCCACCGCCACCACCUCUACUUGCACCACAAGCAUCAGAAUUCAAGCUCCUUCUCUUGCAAUGGAUGAUCACAAAAACAUAGCUUCUCCUUCUCCUUCUUCUUCUUCUUCCCUCUAUCAAGGUCUGAUUCGUCCACCACCUUUCCUACUACAUCAGAAUCUGAUGAAUAAUAUCAUUACCAGAGGCAUAACAUCAGAAAGUAAAGAUUAUGGUAUUGGUAUUGGUAUUGGUAAUAAUAACAAUAAUACCAAUGGCAUCUUUCUUGGUUCAUCAGCUUUGUCUCUUCCUCAGAAUCAAGGCUUGCUUUUCCCCUUCUCAACUGCAUCAAGCUCUAAUUUUGACACAAACCCAUGUUUAGUUUCAGUUUCAACCUCUUUGCAAUCCACCAAUGUUUAUAAUAACUGUGGUGGUGAAGAGUUUAAAGCAAUAGAGGAACCAAGCAUGCACAGCAUAAUGGCUACCACUACUUCUACACAACCAUGGGAGAUACCAGCAGCAACAAUGGAAAUGUCAAACUAUUGGGGUUGGGAGGACAUUGAUUCUUUGGUCUCUACUGAUCCGAACAAUAAUCAUCCUUGGGAUGAUUCUGAUGAUAUCAAACCCUGAGAGACCAAAAAAGAAAAUAAGAUCAACUACAGAUGCAGCAACAUGACACAUGGCAGUGGUGUUCAUAGAUUAGUUAGUUUUGUUUUAUUUGAUUUAAUUGGGGGUGUUUUUUUUAUUAUUUUUAAUUUUGUGUUUUUUUACAGAUUAGUGAGUGUUCUUGUUUUUCAGAUGGAGUGAUUAUUAUUGUUACAAAGAGCAGUAUUUUGGAGCUGUUAUGUUUUAGCUUCAGCUCCAGGCUUUCAAAAAUUGGAUCCCAAUUUAUUAGAUGUAACCCACUUUGAUUAUUUCUCCCUCUUUGUUCUUUAUCUCUCUGAUCUGAUCUCUACCAUUUUUUCUCUAGUCUCUAAAUAAAUAAAUAAAAUGGUGUGUCAUAUACUGAUGUUGUAUCUAGAGAAUCCAGCUAUAGAGAAUUAUUCAUCAGUGGUUUGGAUAUUUUGCUUUUCUUUUUUAAGGUUUUGUGAAUUGUGAGUGCUUUGUGACGAGGAUAGUUGUUGUUAAAUGGGGUCUGAUCCUGCACUGCCAAACUGCUUUUCUUUUUUAAGGUUUUGUGAAUUGUGAGUGCUUUGUGACGAGGAUAGUUGUUGUUAAAUGGGGUCUGAUCCUGCACUGCCAAACUAACAGAAUGUGAUCGAAGAUUCUUGUGGAUUUUGUAUAUAUAUAUAUAUGUCGGGAGUUAUGGAAUGAUAUAUCAUCUCAAUUGAUUUUUAUUGCUCAUGAUUCAUCACCACCACUAUAUACCACUUCUUGAGAAUCAUUCUUUGAUGCUGUGACUGACUGUUGAGAAUUCUGU